Messenger RNA from Marmota flaviventris (yellow-bellied marmot), 1855 nucleotides. It is a transcript of the gene Slc13a5, whose product is annotated as solute carrier family 13 member 5. The record is from RefSeq and is a predicted model, not a curated record. Gene Ontology annotation, cellular component: plasma membrane. Gene Ontology annotation, molecular function: sodium:dicarboxylate symporter activity; succinate transmembrane transporter activity; citrate transmembrane transporter activity. Gene Ontology annotation, biological process: oxaloacetate transport; succinate transport; citrate transport. Lineage: Eukaryota; Metazoa; Chordata; Mammalia; Rodentia; Sciuridae.
UCUCAUUCGUGUCUCCUGCCAAUCUCCCGCGCGAUGGCCUCGGCGCUGAGCUAUGUCUCCAAAAUCAAGUCCUUCGUGAUCUUGUUCUUCACCCCCAUCCUGCUGCUGCCACUCAUCAUUCUGAUGCCCGCCAAGUUUGUCAGGUGUGCCUACGUCAUCAUCCUCAUGGCCAUUUACUGGUGCACGGAUGUCAUCCCGGUGGCUGUCACCUCCCUCUUGCCUGUCUUGCUCUUUCCGCUCUUGCAGAUAUUGGACUCUAAGCAGGUGUGUGUCCAGUACAUGAAGGAUACCAACAUGCUGUUUCUGGGAAGCCUCAUAGUGGCUGUGGCCGUAGAGCGCUGGAAUCUACACAAGAGGAUCGCCCUGCGCACCCUACUCUGGAUAGGGGCCAAGCCUGCACGGCUGAUGCUGGGCUUUAUGAGCGUCACUGCCUUCCUGUCCAUGUGGAUCAGCAAUACAGCCACCACGGCCAUGAUGGUACCCAUUGUGGAAGCCAUGCUGCAGCAGAUGGAAGCCACAAGAGUAGCUACCAAGACCAAUCUGGAGGCACUGGAGCUAGUGGAUAAGGGCAAGGCCAGCGAGUUGCCAGGAAACCAAGGUAUUUUUGAUGGAUCUGCCAUGGAGAAGCAGGAGGACCAAUACAAGAAAAGCAUGUGCAAGGCCAUGAACCUGUGUGUGUGCUACGCAGCCAGCAUUGGGGGCACGGCCACCCUGACUGGGACCGGACCCAAUGUGGUGCUUCUGGGCCAGAUGCAAGAAUUGUUUCCUGGGAGUAAGGACCUCUUGAACUUUGCCUCUUGGUUUGGAUUUGCCUUCCCCAACAUGCUGAUAAUGUUGCUGCUUUCCUGGUUGUGGUUGCAGUGCAUUUAUCUGAGAUUCAGCUUUAAAAAUUCCUGCAGCUGUGGGGUAGAGAAGACUAAGGAGAAGGCCGCCUACAAGGUGCUGCGGGAGGAAUACCAGAAGCUGGGGCCUUUCUCCUUCGCGGAGACCAAUGUCCUGAUCUGCUUCCUCCUGCUCAUCAUCUUGUGGUUCUCCCGGGACCCCGGCUUCAUGCCCGGCUGGCUGUCGCUUGCCUGGAUGGAGGGUGAGAAAAAGUACAUCUCUGAUGCCACUGUGGCCAUCUUUGUGGCCAUCUUGCUUUUCAUUGUGCCUUCACAGAAGCCCAAGUUCAACUUCUGCAGCCAGACAGAGGAAGAAAGGGAAACUCCAUUUUAUCCCCCGGCACUGUUGGAUUGGAAGGUGACGCAGGAGAAGGUGCCAUGGGGCAUCGUGCUGCUACUGGGGGGCGGAUUUGCUCUGGCUAAAGGAUGUGAGGCCUCAGGACUCUCCGAGUGGAUGGGGAAGCAGAUGGAGCCCUUGCAAACAGUGCCUCCUGCAGCCAUCACCUUGAUCUUAUCCUUGCUUGUUGCUGUGUCCACGGAGUGUACAAGCAACGUGGCCACCACCACCCUGUUCCUGCCCAUCUUUGCCUCCAUGUCUCGUUCCAUCGGCCUCCACCCACUGUACGUCAUGCUCCCCUGCACCCUGAGUGCGUCAUUUGCCUUCAUGUUGCCCGUGGCCACCCCGCCUAAUGCCAUCGUGUUUGCCUAUGGACACCUCAAGGUUUCUGACAUGGUGAAAACAGGACUAAUGAUGAACUUGAUUGGAAUCUUGUGUGUGUUUUUGGCGGUCAACACCUGGGGACGGGCCCUAUUUGACUUGGAUCAUUUCCCUGACUGGGCUAAUGUGACACAUAUGGAGACUUAGGAAGAGCCACCAGACCAAGCCCACAGUCCCUUCCCUCCUGAGGAUUACAAAGCUUCUGGCAUGCCUUGCACAGAGCUUUGGGGAUCGUACCCCAAAGUGACCCAGAGAU